AUGCCCCCGUCGAGCCCCCUGCUGCCUGCCUGCCUGCGCCUGUGGCUCUUCCUCCAGCUCCCUUUGCUGGGCUCUGGGCUGCCCCUGGCCUUCCGCGUGCAGGAGGAGCCGCCGCCCGGCACCCUCCUGGGCGGCCGGGCGGCUGACCACGGCUUCCCAGGCAGGGGGCGCCUGUAUACACUGGAGGUGGGCGCCCCCGACCUGCGUGUGGAUGGCGAGACGGGCGACCUCGACACCGCCGAGGCCGUGAUGGAGCGGGACGCGAGCAACAAUGCUUCGGCCACUGAGAUCCGUGAUAAAAUAUUUCAGGACAUUGAUGAACAUCAGAAUGAGUACGUGCAGAGACUCAAAGACUGGGUGGCCAUUGAAAGCGAUUCCAGCGACCCUCUGAAGAGGCACCUGCUGAUAAACAUGAUGCACGUAGCAGAAGAACGGAUUAAACAGUUGGGAGGAAAGGUUGAGUUGGUGGACCUGGGGGUGCAAGAAUUACCCAAUGGAAAUACAACUCGCUUGCCCCCCGUCAUUCUGGCAAACAUUGGAAACGACCCCCAAAAGCCUACUGUUUGCUUUUACGGUCAUCUGGAUGUUCAACCAGCCAAAUUAGAGGAUGGAUGGUCAACAGAGCCAUAUAUUUUGACAGAAAGAAAUGGUGGUCUGUAUGGACGCGGCACCUCUGAUGACAAAGGGCAGGUUCUGGCUGUACUGAACGCAGUAGGAGCACUUCAAAGACAUCAGGAACUCCCUGUGAAUGUAAAGUUUCUGCUGGAAGGCAUGGAGGAAGUGGGAUCCAAUGGGCUGUUCGAACUGGUGGAGCAGAGGAACGGUACCUUUUUUUCAGAUGUCAACUACAUUAUAGUCACGGAUACCUCGUGGGCCAGCAACAAGCCCGGUAUUACAUACGGAACAAGGGGGAACUGCUACUUCUUUGUUGAGGUGGAAUGCGCAAAACAAGACUUGCAUUCAGGGACUUUUGGGGGCGUAAUUCAUGAAGCAACUAAUGACUUGAUAUAUUUGCUGAGUACCCUUGUUAAUUCCUCUGGGCAUAUUCUGAUCCCUGGAAUCUAUGAAGCUGUUGCUCCUCUUACAGAAAAAGAAAAGGGACUCUAUGAAAAAACUGAAUUUAAUGUUGAGAAGAUAAAGGCCAAAUUUGGAAUAAAGAACUUUACGUAUAACACUAAAGAAGAAAUAUUAAUGCAUCGCUCACGUUACCCAUCUUUGUCUAUCCACGGAAUUGAAGGAGCUUUCUCUGCAUCCGGAACGAAGACUGUAAUUCCUGCAAAAGUAACUGGGAAAUUUUCAGUACGUAUUGUUCCUAACAUGGAACCCACAGUAGUGAUAAAACAGGUGAUUGAUUAUUUGAAGAAGAAAUUUGCUGAAUGGAACAGUCCCAACCACAUGGAAAUAACUGCUGUAAUAGCAGCUAAGCCAUGGAUUUCUGACACAGAUGAACCACUGUAUUUGGCUGGAAGAAGAGCAAUAAAAAAAGUAUUUCAGGUUGAGGCUGACUUGAUCCGUACAGGUGGAACAAUUCCAAUUGGUUCACAUUUCCAGGAGAUAACUGGAAAGAAAAUAAUGUUUCUAGGAAUAGGAGGGCCAGAUGAUGGUCCCCAUGGUCAGAAUGAAAAGAUCAACAGGUUGAAUUUCAUUGAGGGAACCAAACUCUAUGCUGCCUUACUUCAAGAACUUGCUUCAUUCUAGAAAAAAAUGGCAUGGCCAU
Euleptes europaea (tarantolino) is the source of this 1717-nucleotide messenger RNA. Its product is annotated as cytosolic non-specific dipeptidase-like. The record is from RefSeq and is a predicted model, not a curated record. The transcript is spliced from 11 exons. Gene Ontology annotation, biological process: proteolysis. The coding region runs from base 1 to 1698 and encodes 565 amino acids. NCBI's taxonomy places the organism in Eukaryota, Metazoa, Chordata, Lepidosauria, Squamata, Sphaerodactylidae. Gene Ontology annotation, molecular function: dipeptidase activity. Gene Ontology annotation, cellular component: cytosol.